AUGUUUAUACAUGACUUUACAUGGAGUGUACUAUGUUUUGAAAUGUGGAGAACUACAUUGUAUUUUUGUGUUUUGGAUCUCUCUUAUGUACAGUUGUAUAAAAAUUUUAUGAUGAAUAUAUUUAUUUUUUUAAGGUCAUCAAAGAACAAUAUUAUUUUUUUCAUACAGGGAAAUCAGCUAUUAUGUGACCCAGCCACAAAGGUGUGAGGAAAUUUAUGCCUUUACUGUUCACAGGUCAAAUAUUAUACAGCAUACAACUUCUGAAUUGUAAUCAAGAAGGUGACUUUGUUUCAUGAGGCCUAUGCAUGAAUAAUGUUCACUGCAUGAAUUACAUUAAUUUUCUGAGCUUAAGAAAUAUCAAAUAUCAGUGUUGAGAAGAUUAUGUUGCUGGCAGCUUACAGAGUUGUUACCCUUAAUUUGUAUCAGUAUGGUGUAAGGUAUAACUGUGGUUCAUUAACCAAAAAUACUUCACAUUAAUGAACCUCAGUUUGGUCAACACUUUAUCUUCUGGCAUUUUUGGGGUUAAGAAUAUAUAGUGUACAUUGCAGUUAAAGUAAUACUACUGUGGAGGUGACAUUAAAAGUAGAUCCUGAAAAGUUGAGGGAAGAGAGUCCAAUUUACAAGAAUCUAAACCUGCUUGUUUCCUAUAAUUAUGAGUACUGCAAAGCAUUAAAUCGAUCAGAUGUCGCUUAUGAACUUGCUGUAGAAAAUCUACAGCUGGUGCAAAAAAGGGAGAAUUGGAAGCACUGGCAAAGAAGAAAAUUGAUGGUGAUGUUUAUCUGUACAAGAGAAAUAAGUCCUGGUCAGCUGUUUACCUCUUAA
Porites lobata is the source of this 822-nucleotide messenger RNA. NCBI's taxonomy places the organism in Eukaryota, Metazoa, Cnidaria, Anthozoa, Scleractinia, Poritidae. The record is from the annotation of a GenBank genome assembly.